Glycine soja is the source of this 715-nucleotide messenger RNA. RefSeq lists its product as uncharacterized. Gene Ontology annotation, biological process: mitochondrial respiratory chain complex III assembly. The transcript has 2 exons. The record is from RefSeq and is a predicted model, not a curated record. Bases 58 to 465 code for a protein of 135 amino acids. Lineage: Eukaryota; Viridiplantae; Streptophyta; Magnoliopsida; Fabales; Fabaceae.
AAGAAAAAAAUAAAGGGGUGUUGGUGCGUGAGCGAGAGCGAGGGAGAAAGAAGAGGAAUGAUGGGAAGGGUGCAAAGAUGGCGAUGCGUUUGGAAUUGUAUUCAUCGCCCGAGUCAGCAGCUGCGUCUAUUGCACGAGGGCCCUGACACCGUAGAGGAGCUUCUCGAGAGGCAUCUCGUUAAAAACAAAAACGAGAACGAGUUGGAGAAUCGGAGGCAACUCACCAGCACUCGCCGCGAAGCGCUAUGUCUCUACCGUGACAUUCUUCGGGCCACCCGCUUCUUUAUAUGGCCCGAUUCCAGGGGCAUCCUCUGGCGCGACAUACUUAGAGAGAACGCCCGAACCGAAUUCGAACAGUCCCGUUUCGAAUCCGACCCUGAAAUCGUGACCCGAUUGCUUAUUGGGGGCCGCCAAGCCCUCCACUCCGCUAUAGAUAAGCUCGCCGAGAAGCACAAACAACGCUGAUUUAUUUGCUUAUUUCAUUUUGUUGCCCGCUGUUAGGUGCAGGGAAGGACCUGUUCUUUAGGUAUUGAGGCAAACUUCUAGUGUUGUGGAAUAUUUGGUCAAACAAGCAGACUGCUGUUCUCGCAUACCAGACAAUUUGUUAACAGUUAUGAUAACAAAUUUAUCGUGUAUAUCAAAAAAAUUGUUGUAUAUAAGAUGAACUGUCUAGUAACACUACCAUAAUGUGUUUGCUUAUCAUGUUUCCUCCCCA